Closterium sp. NIES-65 is the source of this 1023-nucleotide messenger RNA. Lineage: Eukaryota; Viridiplantae; Streptophyta; Zygnematophyceae; Desmidiales; Closteriaceae. The record is from the annotation of a GenBank genome assembly.
AUGCAAGAGGGAAGACAGAGGGCGAUGGGGAAGGCAGAGCUGAAUGCUGUGGUGUGUGGGAAGGCAGAGCUGAAUGCUGUGGUGUGUGGGAAGGCAGAGCUGAAUGCUGUGGGAGGGCGAGGGACUGACAGAGACGAGAGAUUUUGCAGGCGCGAGGCGGAGGUGAGAGGGAGGUGGAGAGAGGUACGUGGAGACAGAUUGGUGGGGACGAGACGGGAAGUGGAUCAGGAGGGAGAAAGGGAAGAGGAGGAGGAGGAGGAGGAGGAGGAGGAGGAGGAGGAGGAGGAGGAGGAGGAGGAGGAGGAGGAGGAGGAGGAGGAGGAGGAGGAGGAGGAGGAGGAGGAGGAGGAGGAGGAGGCGGAGGCGGAGGAGGAGGAGGAGGAGGAGGAGGAGGAGGAGGAGGAGGAGGAGGAGGAGGAGGAGGAGGAGGAGGAGGAGGAGGAGGAGGAGGAGGAGGAGGAGGAGGAGGAGGAGGAGGAGGAGGAGGAGGAGGAGGAGGACAGCACAGUGCAGGCAGUGCAAGCAAGGUAUGAGCCCCACAGUUUGAACCCACCCUCUGAUAAGCAGUGCAGCAGGUGUGUGCGCGUGUGUGCGUCCUACAGGGAGUGCAGGGGGAGGGAGGAGAGGGCGGGGGGGACGGGCCCGGACAGAUGGUUGGACUGCAGAUCCCUGGCAGCCCCCGGGGGGGGCGAGAGGGUGGAGGGUGGCAAGGGAAGGGAAUGGGAAGAGGGAAGGAGGGAUGGUGGCGUGAUGAUGGGUGAUGUGAUGGGUGAUGUGAUGGGUGAUGUGAUGGGUGAUGUGAUGGGUGAUGUGAUGGGUGAUGUGAUGGGUGAUGUGAUGGGUGAUGUGAUGGGUGAUGUGAUGGGUGAUGUGAUGGGUGAUGUGAUGGGUGAUGUGAUGGGUGACGUGGGGAGAGAGCGAGCGAGAGGGCAGGUGGGGCAGAGCGAGGCGGCUCACACAGGGUGGCGUGGGGCGGGUCUCUGGGCACUCACCAUGACCGCGACGCCACUCACAGCGAUGUAA